Molecule: messenger RNA, 1812 nt
Organism: Humulus lupulus (European hop)
Lineage: Eukaryota; Viridiplantae; Streptophyta; Magnoliopsida; Rosales; Cannabaceae
Exons: 1
Coding region: 1-1812 (603 amino acids)
Molecular function (GO): zinc ion binding; nucleic acid binding
Source: RefSeq, a predicted model, not a curated record
AUGGGAAAUUUUGCACAAUUUAAUAGAGAAGCAAGUCAAAAUAGUGGCAGACAUGAUGGAUCUGAUUUAAAAGUGGGUCAACACUUUGUGAGUAAGGAUGAUUUGAGUUAUUAUCUUAGCAUCAUCGCCAUUAAUGGGAGAUUUGAAAUGCGAACAACCAAAUCAACCAAGUCUGUAAAGGAGGUUCGUUGUAUUAGUGAAAAUUACUCAUGGAGAGUCCGUGCUACAAAGAUGAAAGAUUCACAUUUCUUUGUCAUUCGACAAUACUAUAGUCUUCACAGUUGCUCAUUAAUGAACCGAAAUGCCAAUCAUAGACAAGCAUCUAGUUGUGUUAUUAGUUCUCGUGUACAGGGACACUUUAAGAAUAGUAAAGACCCACUCAACCCAAGAAGCCUCGCAGGAUUCAUGCGUGAGGAAAUGAAAGUUCAAGUCAGAUUUUGGAAAGCUUGGAAAGGAAAACAGUGGGCUCAAAAUUUGAUUAGAGGAACGGCCAAAGAAAAUUUUUCCUUGCUCCCUUCGUAUUGUCACAUGUUGAAGCGGGCAAAUCCAAGUACAGUUACCCACAUUGAACUUGAUUCAGAAAAUAAGUUCAAGUACUUUUUAAUGGCUUUAGGUGUGGCCAUAAGAGGGUUCACUUACAUGAGGAAAGUAAUUGGUAUUGAUGCGGCUUUGAUCAAAACUAAGCAUAAGGGUGUGUUAUUAGUAGCAACUACACAAGAUAGUGAAUAUCAUACUUACCCCAUUGCAUGGGGUUUGGUUGACAGUGAGAAUAACGCUUCAUGGACAUGGUUCUUAGAGAAGUUGAAGGAGUUGAUACCUGAUAGCUUAGACUUAUGUUUUAUUUCUGAUAGACAUCAAAGUAUCAAACAUGCAGUUCGUCAUGUUUAUGUUAUGGCUUCUCAUGGGGCAUGUUAUUGGCAUGUAAAACAGAAUAUAAAACACUGUUUCAAAAGUGCUGCAGUGACUAAAUUGUAUAAGAGAGCUGCAAUAGCGUACCGUAUCGAAGAGUUUAAUAAACACUUCGACCAACUUCGCAAAAUAUAUCCAUGUGUCGCUAAGUAUCUUGAGAAUGAUGUCAAGUUUAGAAAGUGGUCUAGAGCACAUUUUGGUGGUAAUCGAUAUGAAGUCAUGACCACUAACAUAGUUGAGUCAGUGAACAAUUUGAUGCGAAAGGCAAGAGAGUACUCUAUUAUUUCUAUGACCGAUUUUAUCAUAAGCACGAUGGGACAAUGGUUCCUGGAACGUCGACGGGAAGCAUAUGUAGUGACAACUCCAUUGACACCGAGGAGGGAAGAAAUAUUACGUAAAAGAUGGGAUGAAGUCGGUUCAUUGAUAACUCUCCAGUUAAAUGAGAAUGAGUACAAUGUGAUGUGUGGAGAACUCGAUUCAAUAGUAAAUUUAAGGUCAAAGAGUCGCACGUGCAAAGUUUUCAAUAUUGAGAACCUUCCAUGUAUCCAUGCAAUAGCAGCAGCAGGAAAGGCACAAGCCCAAAAUACUGGGGAACUCAUAUAUUCUAUGUGUUCAAAAUACUACACGUCAGAAUAUUGGUUAUUAGCAUAUGCUGAAACUAUUUAUCCUGUUCUUCCAAACUCACAAUGGACCGACAUUCCUGAAGAUGUUAUUGCAGUACAAGUGAUAUCACCUCCUGAAGACAAGACUAAAGGAAGACCAAAAAUCAAUCACAUACCUUCCCAAGGUGAAGUCCCUAAGAAAAAAUAUAAUUGUGGAGCAUGUGGACAAUCAGGACAUAAUUCAAAAAAAUGUCCUAGUCGACAAGUGCCAUCAGAUGUUAGAAGCACAACUCAUGUGUGA